Molecule: messenger RNA, 6215 nt
Organism: Prinia subflava (tawny-flanked prinia)
Lineage: Eukaryota; Metazoa; Chordata; Aves; Passeriformes; Cisticolidae
Gene: KCNMA1
Product: potassium calcium-activated channel subfamily M alpha 1
Exons: 28
Coding region: 375-3998 (1207 amino acids)
Biological process (GO): potassium ion transmembrane transport
Cellular component (GO): postsynaptic membrane
Molecular function (GO): large conductance calcium-activated potassium channel activity
Source: RefSeq, a predicted model, not a curated record
UAGGGGCUGUGUAUGCGGGAGAAGGAAGGGGUGGGAAUCUGAGGAGGAGACUAUAUUUUUAUUAUUAUUUUUAAUUUUUUAAAAAUAAUAUUUUCGCCGUACAAAGAGGACGCUCGGAAUUCACCGGCCUGACGGCUCCCGACAGGGACCCGGGAAUUGUGCGGCCGCUUUUCUUCACCUGCUCUUUUUUUUUUUUCCCCCGGUUUGUUUGUUUGUUUGUUUUGACUGGGGGCUUUUUAUUUUUAUUACUCUCGUUAUCCUUCCCCGCUGAGCAGCGGCAGCAGCAGCAAUAUGGCUGGUGAUGGGCUUUUUGGGGGGCGCUGGCGGCGGGAGGAGCUCUCGGAAGCCCCUGCGCGCCCGGCUCGCUGUUAGCUAUGGCAAAUGGCAGCGGCGGCGGCUCCUACCCGGGCGGCAGCGGCAGCGGCAUUAGAAUGAGUAACAAUAUCAACGCCAACAAUCUCAACACAGACUCGUCCUCCUCCCCCGUCAAUGUGCCCAAGAUGGAUGCGCUCAUCAUCCCGGUGACCAUGGAGGUGCCCUGCGAUAGCCGCGGACAGCGCAUGUGGUGGGCUUUCCUCGCCUCAUCCAUGGUUACUUUCUUUGGGGGACUGUUUAUCAUCCUGCUGUGGAGGACCCUCAAGUACCUGUGGACUGUCUGCUGCCACUGCGGGGUCAAAAACAAGGAGGCCCAGAAGAUCAAUGGUGGUGGAGAUACACAGGCAGAUGGAGCCUGCAAACCAACAGAUGAAAAAGAGGAGAAUGUGGCAGCAGAAGUGGGAUGGAUGACGUCUGUGAAGGAUUGGGCAGGAGUCAUGAUAUCUGCCCAGACAUUAACUGGCAGAGUACUUGUUGUCUUAGUCUUCGCUCUUAGUAUUGGUGCUCUUGUAAUAUACUUCAUAGAUUCAUCAAACCCAAUAGAAUCCUGCCAGAAUUUCUACAAAGAUUUCACAUUACAGAUCGACAUGGCUUUCAAUGUGUUCUUCCUACUCUACUUCGGCUUGCGUUUUAUAGCAGCCAAUGACAAGCUAUGGUUUUGGCUAGAAGUUAACUCAGUGGUAGAUUUCUUCACAGUCCCUCCAGUAUUUGUGUCAGUAUAUUUAAACAGAAGUUGGCUUGGUUUAAGAUUUUUAAGAGCCCUUAGACUGAUACAGUUUUCAGAAAUCUUGCAGUUUCUGAAUAUACUUAAAACAAGUAAUUCCAUCAAGCUGGUGAAUCUGUGCUCUAUAUUUAUCAGCACGUGGCUGACGGCAGCUGGGUUCAUACAUUUGGUGGAGAACUCAGGGGAUCCAUGGGAAAAUUUCCAAAAUAAUCAACCGCUGACAUAUUGGGAAUGUGUUUAUUUGCUGAUGGUUACAAUGUCCACUGUUGGCUAUGGAGAUGUUUAUGCAAAAACAACCCUUGGUCGCCUUUUCAUGGUCUUCUUCAUCCUUGGGGGAUUGGCCAUGUUUGCCAGCUACGUCCCUGAAAUCAUAGAGUUAAUAGGAAACCGCAAGAAAUAUGGUGGUUCCUAUAGUGCGGUUAGUGGAAGAAAGCACAUAGUUGUCUGUGGUCACAUAACACUUGAAAGUGUGUCGAACUUCCUGAAGGACUUCCUGCACAAGGAUAGGGAUGAUGUCAAUGUAGAAAUCGUCUUUCUGCAUAAUAUCUCCCCUAACCUUGAGCUGGAAGCUCUUUUUAAACGACACUUCACUCAGGUGGAAUUUUAUCAGGGUUCAGUCCUUAAUCCCCAUGACCUGGCGAGAGUGAAGAUAGAGUCAGCAGAUGCGUGCCUAAUCCUUGCCAAUAAAUACUGCGCUGACCCAGAUGCUGAAGAUGCCUCCAAUAUUAUGAGAGUUAUUUCCAUAAAGAAUUACCAUCCGAAGAUAAGAAUUAUCACUCAGAUGUUGCAGUACCACAAUAAGGCCCAUCUACUAAAUAUCCCAAGCUGGAACUGGAAAGAAGGGGAUGAUGCAAUCUGUCUUGCUGAGCUGAAGCUGGGUUUCAUAGCCCAGAGCUGCCUGGCCCCGGGCCUUUCAACAAUGUUAGCCAACCUCUUCUCCAUGAGGUCGUUCAUAAAGAUUGAGGAGGAUACAUGGCAGAAAUACUACCUUGAAGGAGUUGCAAAUGAAAUGUAUACCGAAUAUCUGUCUAGUGCCUUUGUGGGUUUGUCCUUCCCUGCAGUUUGUGAACUGGUGUUUGCGAAACUCAAGCUCUUAAUGAUAGCCAUAGAAUACAAGUCGGAAAAACGCGAAAGCAGUAUAUUAAUCAAUCCUGGAAACCACGUCAAGAUUCAAGAAGGUACCUUAGGAUUCUUCAUUGCAAGUGAUGCCAAAGAAGUAAAAAGGGCAUAUUUUUACUGCAAGGCCUGUCAUGAUGAUAUCACGGAUCCCAAAAGGAUAAAAAAAUGUGGCUGCAAACGGCUAGCCACAAGGAGAGCAAAGCACAUGGAAAGCAUGCCUGAUGUGGAAGGAAUGUAUGCCUUGCCUAACAUAUUGGAAAAAAAUUGUUCAAGAACAGUUUAUCCAUGUGAGAAUGUGACCUUUGAACUGCUGCCAAAGCCAAUGAGUCUGCUGAUUGAAGAUGAGCAGCCGUCGACACUAUCACCCAAAAAAAAGCAGCGAAAUGGAGGCAUGCGAAAUUCACCCAACUCCUCACCCAAACUGAUGAGGCAUGACCCCUUGUUAAUUCCUGGCAACGAGCAGAUUGACAAUAUGGAUGCCAACGUGAAAAAAUACGACUCCACAGGGAUGUUUCAUUGGUGUCCAGCCAAAGACAUCGAAAAGGUCAUUUUGACUCGAAGCGAAGCAGCGAUGACAGUUUUAAGUGGGCAUGUAGUCGUUUGCAUAUUUGGGGAUGUUAAAUCUGCUUUGAUUGGAUUAAGAAAUUUAGUGAUGCCAUUACGAGCCAGCAACUUUCACUACCAUGAACUCAAGCACAUUGUGUUUGUGGGUUCACUUGAAUACCUGAGAAGGGAAUGGGAGACACUGCAUAACUUCCCCAAGGUUUCAAUCUUGCCUGGUACGCCAUUAAGUCGGGCUGAUUUAAGGGCUGUCAACAUCAACCUCUGCGACAUGUGCGUUAUCCUGUCAGCCAAUCAGAAUAAUAUUGAUGAUGCUUCGCUGCAGGACAAGGAAUGCAUCUUGGCGUCACUCAACAUCAAAUCUAUGCAGUUUGAUGACAGCAUUGGGGUCUUGCAGGCUAAUUCCCAAGGCUUUACACCCCCUGGGAUGGAUAGGACAUCUCCAGACAACAGUCCAGUCCAUGGCCUUUUACGUCAACCCUCCAUUACAACAGGAGCCAACAUCCCUAUUAUAACAGAGCUAGUAAAUGAUUCAAAUGUUCAGUUCUUGGACCAAGACGACGAUGAUGAUCCCGACACAGAACUGUACCUCACGCAGCCCUUCGCAUGUGGAACCGCGUUUGCUGUCAGCGUGCUGGACUCUCUCAUGAGUGCAACAUACUUCAAUGACAAUAUCCUCACACUGAUACGGACAUUGGUAACAGGAGGAGCCACACCAGAGCUGGAAGCACUGAUUGCUGAGGAAAAUGCAUUGAGAGGAGGUUACAGCACGCCCCAGACACUUGCAAACAGGGACAGGUGUCGAGUUGCUCAGUUGGCUUUGUAUGAUGGGCCGUUUGCAGACCUAGGGGAUGGAGGUUGUUAUGGAGAUCUAUUUUGUAAAGCACUGAAAACAUACAAUAUGCUUUGCUUUGGAAUUUAUCGAUUAAGGGAUGCACAUCUAAGUACUCCCAGCCAAUGCACUAAACGUUAUGUUAUCACAAACCCACCGUAUGAAUUUGAGCUUGUGCCGACGGACUUGAUCUUCUGUCUGAUGCAAUUUGACCACAACGCUGGCCAGUCCCGAGCCAGCCUUUCUCAUUCCUCCCAUUCCUCCUAUUCUUCCAGCAAGAAGAGCUCAUCAGUUCACUCUAUCCCAUCAACAGCAAACCGACCGAACCGCACCAAGACCAGGGAUUCCCGGGACAAACAGAAGUAUGUGCAGGAGGAUAGACUUUGAUAUGUGUAUCUGCUCCCACUGUGUGUGAGACUUGCAUUCACCACCCAUUCUCCCCAGUUAAUGUUUCCAGCAGUAAUGUUCCCUGUUUUCCCAUGGAGUUCUCCCUUUCUGUACACAUAUUUUGCAUAUGUAUGACAGUGUGCAUGUGACUGUCAUUUUUAUUUCACCACCAUAAAACCCUUAAGCACAACAGCAACAAAGCAGACGGACCAAAAGUUAUUUAUGAUGCUAGGGGAGAAUAAAAAAAGAAUUCCAAACCCAUAGGCACACUGAAAACAUAAAUAACUCACUGCAGUUACUCUACAUAUCCGAAAAUAGAGUAUAUUUAACAUGAACACUUGCUCUUGAUGUCAGAGUUACACAAAGAAAGUCAUUUAGUGCAGAAGUGUUGAUGUAUGUUGCAGUAGGUUUUUUUAAUACUCAUAUUUACAGGAGCUGAUACAUUUAUUUGAAGCUUAUAAAACUCUCCUAUUGAAAAACAAAAACAAAAAAAUGCUGCAAAAAAAAAAAAUCCCUGCUGAUUUUUCACUCUCAAAGCUUAUAUUAUAUAGGGCUUACACUUGUUGUAUAGAUUAUUGUAUAGAUUAUUGCUACACAUCUGCUUUAUACCAAAGCAAUAUCAGGGACUUUUCUGCUUGUUUAAGAGCUUUCUCUAAAAUACUAGUCUUUUGGAGAUGGUGUAUUUUCCCUUUAACAGUGAAAUUGUCUGGGCAUGAAGUUGUAAAACUCCAAUGGUUUAAUUUAAGUUUAGAAAGAGUCUAAUUGCAUAUUAAAUUAUUAUUCUGUCUAUUUAUAUUGCCACAUGAAUAGCUAUAUUUUCCUUCACUUUUGACAUUUGGGAUAAAAAGCCAUAUGUAUCAUAAAUAUUGGAUGUAAGUCAUUAAAAACUGCCUUCUUGGGACUUUUAUGUCUUUAAAAGGUGAAUUAGUCACCUUAUGUACAGAAUAAAUAAUGUUCAGAAAAGAGCAAGCAUUUUUCUGUGCUUACAUAUCAGAUCUCAAAGGACUUUGUUCCUUUCCCCAGAUGGUAGUUUAACUUUUCCAAGUUAGUGUUGGUAUAAAUCUUCCAACAAGAGUCCUAACAUGCGAAGAACCUCCAGAAAUCUUGCUGCAUGUUCUACCUGUUUUUUUCAACAGGUGCGUGCCAGUAUGCAGGAAUACAGGGAAGACAACUGAGUGCCUUUAAAUCUCUCCCAUUUGGGGAGGAAAGGUGCUGUGCCCCAGACUGUUAAUGAGGAGAACAAGAGGGCUGGGUUGGAAAUAUUCACCGUGCUGAGGCGUCAUGAGUGCACUUGCCAGAACUUAGUUCUUGCAAAUUGUCACCAAUGACACACGUAGCCAAAAAAAGUUGUGGCAGGGAACUAAAUAAAGUAGUGGAAAGGAACCUGCCCUAGACAGCCAUAGAAAUGAUACUUCAGGCUUGCUUUUACUUUUUUUUUUGCUUAGUUUAAACUUCAGAAGCCAAUGUAUAUUUUGAAAUACACAGCUAGCUCUAGGUUUAUGGAGGGUUUCCAAGGGUAGGGAGGGCAGCAACACAUACCCUCUUCCCUGGCUAUGCAGCAAGAAAGCAUGCAGACAGAAAAAAAUACUUAGAUUUGGAAUGAUCAGCAUUGUAACUGCCAACCCAAUCAAGGUGCUUUUAUGGUUAGUUUGUCUUCUACCUUCCCCUUCCCCGAGCAUGAUAAUUUUGAAGAUUUGCUUGCUGUGUGAAUUGACAAUAAAGCCAAGCACUUUUACUGACAAAACCUGGAACCAUGUAAGUGGGCUACAGAGAGUACCACUGUGCAGUGCUGAGCAUGAUGAUUGGAAUUCCGAAUACGUGUGUGAGUGUGCGCUCAAACGCAGCCGCGGUCCGAUCGCCGAAACGCGCCGCAAACCGCGGCUGCUCCCCUGCAAACGAGACUAUUGCAGUCGCUCCUCGUCAUAAAGAAAAAUUCUGUUCCUUUUUGCAAAGAAAGUUAUCAUGUUUUGCCCUGAGAAUAUUUAUUACUACAAGGAUGUGCCAGUUAAAGUGCUCAACCAGAAAUAUGACAGUUUAAAAGCAUUGUAAAACUUACAUAGCUUACUUCUUUUUCUAAAGUGCAACAAGGAUGAAUAGAAUGGGCCAAGGUAUGAAAAUUAAUGGUUCUGCAUGACCUAGCAACUGCUGUGGGUUUCCCUCUAUAACUUUGUCCUUGUGAAAACUUGUGACAUUAAAAAAAAAUAGUUACCAACUUUA